This is a messenger RNA of Clunio marinus, 4980 nucleotides long. NCBI's taxonomy places the organism in Eukaryota, Metazoa, Arthropoda, Insecta, Diptera, Chironomidae. The record is from the annotation of a GenBank genome assembly.
CAGUUUAUUUCCAAACGUUAAAAGAAUCAGACAAAAUUAUAAAAAAUGGAAAAUCUUUUAGGAAUAAAUUUGUUAUCAAAUUUAAGUCUCGCAUUAAUUUUUGUUUUCGUUACGUUUAUAUUUUGGAUUUUUCGAUAUCAAGAUUAUUUCAAAACUCGUAAAAUUCCGUAUGUUAAAUCAUUUCCACUUCUGGGAUCAUAUACUGACACAUUAUUCGGAAAAAUAUCGUUUUACUAUAACGUAUUAGAUGUUUGCAACCAACCUAAUGUCAAAGAUAAACCUUUCUUCGGAUUAUUUCUAUUUCAUAAACCUACUUUGAUGAUAAAGGAGCCUGAAAUCAUCAAAAAGAUUUUGGUGAAGGAUUUUUGCAAUUUCCACAUUCGAUACACAAGCACUGAUGUUCAUGAUUCGCUUGGAUAUAAUACCUUGUUCUUUUCGAAAAACCAUUUGUGGAAGAAAUUGCGAGGAAAGCUUUCGCCAUUCUUCAGUAGUGGAAAGUUGAAGACGAUGUAUUAUAUUUUGGAACAUAUUAGCAAUGACCUUGUCAAUUAUGUUCACAAAAGACUUGACAAAGAUGGAAAAGUUGAGUUGGAACUUAAGGAAUUAGCAGCUUUGUAUUCAACUGAUGUGAUUGCAAGUUGUGCUUAUGGUGUUGAUGCAAAAAGUUUCGAGAAUUCGAAAGGAGAGUUUGGAAUGAUUGCUGAAUACAUGUUUAAGCCAACAAUUUGGCGUGCUUUUGAAUUUUCAUCUUUAUUUAUGUUACCACAAAUAACAAAACUUUUUGGAUUUAAACUGUUUAGUGAUAAAGGAGGCAAGCUGAUGACAGAGAUAAUCACAGAAGUAAUGACUGAGAGAGAAAAAAAUGGAAGCAUUAGAAAUGAUUUAAUUGACACGCUUAUUGAAUUGAAAAAUGGCGAAGACCCGAUUAAAAUUCAUAUUCUAAUGGCUCAAGCUGCAAUGUUCUUCCUUGCGGGGUACGAAACAUCAAGUGCAACUAAUUCGUUUGCCAUGUACGAGAUUGCAAAAAACAAAGAAAUUCAAGAUCGUCUUAGGAAUGAGAUUCGAGACAUGCUUAGGAGAAACGGAGGCAAAGUGACUUACGAUUCUUUAAUGCAUCCAACAGAGAUGCCUUAUCUGAAUCAAAUAAUUAAUGAGACCCUUCGAAUGUAUCCAGUCAUACCAAUCCUUGACAGAGUUUGUACUAAGCCAGAUGGAUAUUCAUUGGAACCUUACAGUGAUUUUAAGAUUCCUUUUGGAAUGCCCUUACAUAUCCCGAUCUAUGCACUUCAUCUUGAUGAAAAUAAUUUUCCUGAACCUAAAAAGUUCGACCCUGACAGAUUCUCCCCAGAAAACAUUCAAAACGUCAAACCAUUUACAUUCUUCCCCUUUGGAAGUGGUCCCCGAAGCUGCAUCGGUGAACGUUUCGCAUUGAUGCAGGUGAAGACAGGAAUUGUAAAAGUCCUGAAGGAUUUCAGAUUGGAAACAUCAUCACAAACUCCAAAAGAAGUUGUCAUAGAAAAGAAAGCAUUUAUGAUUCAAUCUGAUAAAGGGUUGUACUUUGUUUUUGAAGUUGAAGAUAUUAAAACGAAAUAUUGUGUGAUCGCGAAAAUGGGAUCGCUAUUCGGAAUGAAUUUGUUAUCAAAUUAUCUUAUGGUAGUGCCAUUUGUAAUCGUUUUGUUCAUAUUUUGGAUUCUUAGACGUCAAGAUUACUUUAAAAAUCACAAUGUUCCCUACAUAAAAUCAUUUCCACUUUUGGGAUCAUAUACUGACGCAAUAUUCAGAAAAUUGGCAUUUUAUGACAAUGUUUUAAGUUUAUAUAAUCGACCUGAUGUCAAAGACAAUCCUUUCUUCGGAAUAUUUCUAUUCCAUAAACCUGCUUUGAUGAUCAAGGAGCCUGAAAUCAUCAAAAAGAUUUUGGUGAAGGACUUUCAAUACUUUAAUGAUCGAUACACAACCACAGAUGUUCAUGAUUCGCUUGGAUACAAUCAAUUGUUCUCUUUGAAAAAUCCUUUGUGGAAGAAAAUGCGAGGAAAGCUUUCGCCAUUCUUCAGUAGCGGAAAGUUGAAGACGAUGUAUUAUAUUUUGGAACAUAUCAGCAAUGACCUUGUUAAUUAUGUUCACAAAAGACUUGACAAAGAUGGAAAAGUUGAGUUGGAACUUAAGGAAUUAGCAGCUUUGUAUUCAACUGAUGUGAUUGCAAGUUGUGCUUAUGGUGUUGAUGCAAAAAGUUUCGAGAAUUCGAAAGGAGAGUUUGGAAUGAUUGCUGAAUACAUGUUUAAGCCAACAAUUUGGCGUGCUUUUGAAUUUUCAUCUUUAUUUAUGUUACCACAAAUAACAAAACUUUUUGGAUUUAAACUGUUUAGUGAUAAAGGAGGCAAGAAAAUAACAGAGAUAGUCACAGAAGUGAUGAGGGAAAGAGAAAAGAAUGGAAACAUUAGAAAUGAUUUAAUUGACACGCUUAUUGAAUUGAAAAAUGGCGAUAACCCUCUUGAAAUUCAUAUUCUAAUGGCUCAAGCUGCAAUGUUCUUCCUUGCAGGUAAUUUUGCUUUAUNCCCUUUGUGGAAGAAAAUGCGAGGAAAGCUUUCGCCAUUCUUUACUAGUGGAAAGUUGAAGACGAUGUAUUAUAUUUUGGAACAAAUCAGCAAUGACCUUGUCAAUUAUGUUCACAAAAGACUUGACAAAGAUGGAAAAGUUGAGUUGGAACUUAAGGAAUUAGCAGCUUUGUAUUCAACUGAUGUGAUUGCAAGUUGUGCUUAUGGUGUUGAUGCAAAGAGUUUGGAGAAUCCGAAAGCAGAGUUCAGAACGAUGGGCCGGUACAUGUUUGAGCCAUCAUUUUGGAGAUCUAUUGAAUUUACGGCUGCAUUUUUGCUACCACAAAUAACAAAACUUUUUGGAUUUAAAGUGUUCACAGAGAAGGGGGACAAGUUUAUAAGAGAAACACUUACAGAAGUGAUGAGUGAUAGGGAAAGAAGUAAGAACAAGAGAAAUGAUUUAAUUGACACGCUUAUUGAAUUGAAAAAGGAUGAAGAUCAAUUGGACUUCGAUGUCAUUUUGGCUCAAGCUGCAAUAUUCUUCACUGCAGGUUACGAGACAUCAAGUGCAACUAAUUCGUUUGCCAUGUACGAGAUUGCAAAAAGCAAGAAAAUUCAAGAUCGUCUUAGGAAUGAGAUCCGAGACAUGCUUAAGAGAAAUGGAGGCAAAGUGACUUACGAUUCGUUAAUGCAUCCAACAGAGAUGCCUUAUCUGAAUCAAAUAAUUAAUGAGACCCUUCGAAUGUAUCCAAUUAUACCACUCCUUGAUAGAGUUUGUACAAAACCGGAUGGAUAUUCAUUGGAACCUUACAGUGAUUAUAAAAUUCCUUUUGGAAUGCCCUUACACAUCCCGAUCUAUGCACUUCAUCUUGAUGAAAACAAUUUCCCUGAACCAAGAAAGUUCGACCCUGACAGAUUCUCCCCAGAAAACAUUCAAAGCGUCAAACCAUUUACAUUCUUCCCCUUUGGAAGUGGUCCCCGAAACUGCAUCGGUGAACGCUUCGGAUUAAUGCAGAAUCACAAUGUUCCCUACAUAAAAUCGUUUCCACUUUUGGGAACACUUACUGACACAUUAUUUGGAAAAGUAUCGUUUUAUGACAAUAUUUUGGAACUAUGUAACCAACCUGAUGUCAAAGAUAAACCUUUCUUCGGAAUAUUUUUAUUCCAUAAACCUGCUUUGAUGGUAAAGGAACCGGAAAUUAUCAAAAACAUAUUGGUAAAAGACUUUCAAUACUUCAACAAUCGAUACACAAGCACGGAUGUUCAUGAUUCGCUUGGAUAUAAUCAAUUGUUCUCUUUGAAAAACCCUUUGUGGAAGAAAAUGCGAGGAAAGCUUUCGCCAUUCUUUACUAGUGGAAAGUUGAAGACGAUGUAUUAUAUUUUGGAACAAAUCAGCAAUGACCUUGUUAAUUAUGUUCACAAAAGACUUGACAAAGAUGGAAAAGUUGAGUUGGAACUUAAGGAAUUAGCAGCUUUGUUUUCCACUGAUGUGAUUGCUAGUUGUGCUUUUGGUGUUGAUGCAAAGAGUUUGGAGAAUCCGAAAGCAGAGUUCAGAGCGAUGGGUCGUUACAUGUUUCAGCCAACACUUUGGCGUGGCUUUGAAUUUACGGCUGCAUUUUUGCUACCACAAAUAACAAAAUUUUUUGGAUUUAAAAUAUUUACAGACAAAGGGAACAAGUUCAUAAGAGAAACAGUUACAGAAGUGAUGGGUGAUAGGGAGCGAAGUCAGAAAAAAAGAAAUGAUUUGAUUGACACGCUUAUUGAAUUGAAAAAGGAUGAAGAUCAAUUGGACUUCGAUGUCAUUUUGGCUCAAGCUGCAAUAUUCUUCACUGCAGGUUACGAGACAUCAAGUGCAACUAAUUCGUUUGCCAUGUACGAGAUUGCAAAAAGCAAGAAAAUUCAAGAUCGUCUUAGGAAUGAGAUCCGAGACAUGCUUAAGAGAAAUGGAGGCAAAGUGACUUACGAUUCGUUAAUGCAUCCAACAGAGAUGCCUUAUCUGAAUCAAAUAAUUAAUGAGACCCUUCGAAUGUAUCCAAUCCUACCAAUUCUUGAUAGAAUUUGUACAAAACCGGAUGGAUAUUCAUUGGAACCUUACAGUGAUUAUAAAAUUCCUUUUGGAAUGCCCUUACACAUUCCGAUCUAUGCACUUCAUCUUAAUGAAAACAAUUUCCCUGAACCAAGAAAAUUCGACCCUGACAGAUUCUCCCCAGAAAACAUUCAAAACGUCAAACCAUUUACAUUUUUCCCCUUUGGAACUGGUCCCCGAAACUGUAUCGGUGAACGUUUCGGAUUAAUGCAAGUGAAGACAGGAAUUGUAAAAAUUUUGAAAGAUUUUAGAUUGGAAACAUCAUCACAAACUCCAAAGGAAAUUGUCAUUGAAAAAAAUGCUUUUUUGAUGCAAUCUGAGAAAGAGUUGUACGUCAACUUAAUUAAAGAUCCUUUAUAUUGA